AAAAGGGAGUAUCCGUACAUUUUACUUUUUCCUUCUUUUUUGUUUUUUUUGUCUCGUUCGUGCCCUCGCCGCAAACCCUCGUCCUCGCCGUAUUUUUACUCAUCGAAGGUACAGAGGGAACCCUAAACGGAUCUAGGGUUUCAUGUAGUUCUCUUUUCCGAAUAGGGCGAAUGUGAAGUAGUGUUUCUUUUUUUCUAAUUUUUCUUUUAUUAGUGGGUUUUUUUUGAUGGAUCUUGAUGGGAUUGUUUAAUUGAGUGUUGGUUUCGAAUCGGGUUUCGGUGCGUCCGUGAUGGGAAAAUCCGACCCAACUCUGGUUUCGUUUGUUGGUUGAGAAAUUGCUCUGUACUAUGUGUGCAGUUAUUAUCAGAGAGAGAAUGAAAAUUGCCUUUGAUCCGUCGGAGCGAGUGGUUCGGGUUUUGAUUGUGGUGUCGAUAUGGCACGGCACAAUGGCAUGUCUCGACACUCAUUCUAUUUUAUAUGUUGGGCGUUAGCCAAACCAGUCCCGAUCCAAACCGUGCGGAGUAUCGUGACAAUUUCAAAAGUAUUGUAAAGUUAAAUAUUAAAAUAGAAAAUUCUCUACACGAAAAAAGAUUUUUUUUUGGAUUUAUAGAAGAUGAGAGAAGAGCAAGAGACGGAAAGAGGGCUUGAAUUGAAGCUAUUUUACGUUAAAGAGGAGUUAGAAUUUCAACAAUCGAUAUCGAAUCAACAGCAGUCGGUAUUAAAGCGAGUUGCGGAUUCUUAAAAUCUGAUAUCAGGACAAGUAGCAGGUUCCCAACAAUUGGAAAUUAAAGAAGGCUUUCAUGCACAAUCUACCGAACUUAAAAAAGAUCAAUGAGAAGGGUCAAGGGCUGAGAAGAAUCGUCGCCGCAAACUUUCAAGAGACCGAUAACAAACACCCGCUCAACAGCGAUCCAAGCGGUCCGACCAUCGACACGAACAACACGAACGAGGCCAUCGUGGAGUGCGAAUGCUGCGGCAUGUCUGAGGACUGCACCCCCAAGUACAUAAGUCGGAUCAGAGAAGCAUUCUGCGGGAAAUGGGUCUGCGGGCUUUGCGCGGAAGCCGUGAGGGAGCAGCAGAAAAAAGCGCUUCCGGCCGUCCUCGCCGUCGACGAGGCUUUGGAGUCCCACAUGUCUCUGUGCAGGAAGUUCAACAGGACUGUCAAGCUAAACCCUAAGCUCUCCUUAGCUGGUGCAAUGAGGGACAUAGCAAGGAAAAGCUUUGAACACAGGAACAGCUCUCACUCCAAGGGCAAUUCAUGUGGAGCUAGGGUUUCAACGACCAUUAGCUGUGGCCCUGUUAUAAACUGAUGAGGAUGCAUGUUAAUAGUUGGUAUCAAUGUAACAGUGUAUUGGUGAAAUGUGUGUGGUAGCCCCUACACUUUCACUAUAUUAUGACCAAGUCCUUAAACAUGGUACUAAAAUAAUUUAGUCUCUAAAUAUUGAUAUAUUUUGUAAUGAUAACCUUGGAGCCGUUAUCAAUGCAAAAUGAGAGAUGAUACCUAAUAGGAGUCUAUAACCUUGGUGUAAGAUGUAUACUGUAUACAUUUUAUGGUUAGAAUCAGAACACGUUAAUGAUAGUUU
Ananas comosus (pineapple) is the source of this 1583-nucleotide messenger RNA. RefSeq lists its product as uncharacterized. The record is from RefSeq and is a predicted model, not a curated record. Lineage: Eukaryota; Viridiplantae; Streptophyta; Magnoliopsida; Poales; Bromeliaceae. The coding region runs from base 801 to 1310 and encodes 169 amino acids. The transcript has 4 exons.